CAGACAUUUGUCACUGUCUCGUAGCAACAAAAGCAAAACAUAGAAAUAAUCGACCUUUGUGGAUUCCCCUAUUUAAAUCACUAUCAUCAUCUUCGACUUCAAUUGAUCGAGUUUGUUAGAAAAGAAAGCAAGAGAAAAAUGGCUAUGUCUAUGAACCGGAUCGUAGUUUCGCCUUCUCAAACUCGUGGAUCCAGAUCUUCCAUUGCUUCUUCCAUUCGUUCCUCUACUACAGAGGUUACUAAUGGAAGGAAGCUCUACAUCCCUCCACGAGAAGUCCAUGUGCAAGUGAAACACUCUAUGCCACCACAAAAGCUAGAGAUCUUCAAGUCCUUGGAAGGAUGGGCUGAUGAGACCCUCUUGACUUACUUAAAACCCGUCGAAAAAUCAUGGCAGCCGACUGAUUUUCUCCCGGAACCAGAGACAGAAGGGUUCUAUGAACAAGUCAAGGAGUUGAGAGAAAGGUGUAAGGAGCUUCCUGACGAGUAUUUCGUGGUGCUUGUUGGUGAUAUGAUUACAGAAGAAGCACUUCCUACUUACCAGACCAUGUUGAACACGUUGGAUGGUGUUAGGGAUGAGACGGGAGCAAGUCCUACUCCUUGGGCGGUGUGGACGAGGGCGUGGACUGCUGAAGAGAAUAGGCAUGGUGAUUUGCUUAAUAAGUAUCUUUAUUUGUCUGGGAGAGUUGAUAUGAGGCAGAUUGAGAAGACUAUUCAGUAUCUUAUUGGUUCUGGAAUGGAUCCAAAAACUGAAAACAACCCUUACUUGGGUUUCAUCUACACUUCCUUUCAAGAAAGAGCGACCUUCAUCUCUCAUGGAAACACUGCUAGACACGCGAAAGAUCUUGGAGAUUUGAAACUUGCACAGAUAUGCGGGACCAUUGCUGCUGAUGAGAAACGGCAUGAGACUGCUUACACCAAGAUUGUAGAGAAACUCUUUGAAAUCGACGCUGAUGGCACCAUCUUGGGAUUGGCUGAUAUGAUGAAGAAAAAGAUCUCAAUGCCUGCACAUUUAAUGUAUGAUGGCCAAGAUGACAACUUGUUUGAGCACUUCUCAACCGUUGCUCAGAGGCUUGGUGUUUACACUGCCAAGGACUAUGCUGAUAUUCUGGAGUUUCUUGUUGAACGGUGGAACGUUGAGACUUUGUCAGGCCUUUCUAGUGAAGGACACAGGGCCCAGGACUUCGUCUGCGGAUUACCUGCAAGAAUCCGGAAGAUUGAAGAGAGAGCUCAAGGAAGAGCCAAAGAAGCAGCCAAAAACGUACCAUUCAGCUGGGUUUUUGGUCGAGAGAUUAGGGCUUAA
Eruca vesicaria subsp. sativa (arugula) is the source of this 1299-nucleotide messenger RNA. The record is from the annotation of a GenBank genome assembly. NCBI's taxonomy places the organism in Eukaryota, Viridiplantae, Streptophyta, Magnoliopsida, Brassicales, Brassicaceae.